AUGUUUGUGAAGUCGUGUAAGAUUUGUGAAAAAUUCGCUCGUAAAAAUCCAAAACAGCCCUUGUUACAAUAUCCGUUACCGCAAAGACCCUGGGAACGUGUAGGUACUGAUAUAUUUACGUAUGGUAACCAAAGUUAUCUGGUACUAUUUGCUGCAUACUCAAAUUGGUUGGAAAUAUUGCCAAUAACUGAUAAAAGCGCUCAUGCUGCUAUCAAAGUGAUGAGACCUAUAUUUGCAAGGUUUGGUUCCCCAGAGUUUUUGGUGGCAGAUAAUGUACCAUUUAAUAGUUGGCAGUUCAGAAAUUUUGCUGAUUCCUGGAACUUCAAAAUACUGUUCAGAAGUCCACAUUUUGCCCGCUCAAACGGUUUAGCAGAAAAGGCUGUAUCAAUUGCGAAAAAUAUUCUUAAAAAAACGGAAGGUAAAGAUAGUAUAGAGGGUAUUGAUAGCGCUCUGUUGACUUAUAGAAAUGCUCCACUCAAAUAUAUGGACUACUCCCCAGCGCAAUUAUUGUUUAGCCGUAGGUGCAAAACAAAGGUGCCUAUUUCUGACAGGUUGCUGCAUCCUGAGUUGUGUAAAAAUGUUUUUGAAAAAUUAAAGAAAAAGAGGGAAAUUAAUCUUUUCAAUUUCAAUAAAAAUUGUGGUAAAGAUUUGCCUCCAAUUGAUAGAGAUGCUGAUGUUACUGUUUAUAAUCAUCAUCAUAAGACAUGGGAACCAGGAAUUGUAAUAAAUAAACAUGGGGCUCCUAGGUCUUACAUAAUUGAGGAUAAGUUUGGAAAUAGCAUAAGACGAAAUCGUCAUGAUAUAAGGCUAUCUAAUAACCCUUACAUGGCACAACAUACUCAGGAUUUCACUGAUGUCUUAAAUGAAAAUUUGCCCAAUCAAGAGCCUUGUAAAACAGCAAGUUGUUCUAAUCAUUCAUCAGUAAAUAACAAUUUGAGUUUUGAUGUAUCAUUUGAUACUAGUGUUGGGUUACCUAGUAAUAGUGAUAAUACUUUAAGAGUUACCCGUUCAGGUCGUACUGUUAAAAGACCUGAUAGACUUAAUCUUUAA
Coccinella septempunctata (seven-spotted ladybird) is the source of this 1050-nucleotide messenger RNA. RefSeq lists its product as uncharacterized. The record is from RefSeq and is a predicted model, not a curated record. Gene Ontology annotation, molecular function: nucleic acid binding. Gene Ontology annotation, biological process: DNA integration. The transcript has a single exon. Lineage: Eukaryota; Metazoa; Arthropoda; Insecta; Coleoptera; Coccinellidae. The coding region runs from base 1 to 1050 and encodes 349 amino acids.